Messenger RNA from Phaeoacremonium minimum UCRPA7, 1233 nucleotides. RefSeq names its product putative cop9 signalosome subunit 6 protein. Lineage: Eukaryota; Fungi; Ascomycota; Sordariomycetes; Togniniales; Togniniaceae. Gene Ontology annotation, cellular component: COP9 signalosome. The record is from RefSeq and is a predicted model, not a curated record. Gene Ontology annotation, molecular function: protein binding; metallopeptidase activity. The coding region runs from base 1 to 1233 and encodes 410 amino acids. The transcript has 2 exons. Gene Ontology annotation, biological process: protein deneddylation.
AUGGAGGUCACCCACAACGAGCUCCUGUCGAGCGUGAAGAGCUCUGACUUGAGCCUGAAGGCUCAGCUCCAUCCUCUGGUUCUGAUGGACAUCUCAAAUCACAUUACCAGUCACACACAGCGCAAGCAGCAAGGACCCAUCGUAGGCUGCAUCAUCGGACAGCAGAAUGGCCGCGAGAUCACCUUGGAGUUCAUCUUCGAGGCGCACGCUACUCCUGCUGAGAAUGGUGACCUGAUCAUCCCUGGAGAGUGGCUGGCGACGCGUCUGGAGCAGAUGAAGCUCGUCCACAAAGAUCUUGACCUUGUUGGUUGGUACACUCUAAUGCCCCAGACUGGCCCUCGACCCAACAUCCUACCGAUUCAUCACCAGAUCCUGAGCUACAAUGAGUCUGCGGUUGUCCUCGGCCUGCACACCGAUGCUCUCGUGAACCAGGCCAAGGAUACUGCUGGUGGAAAGAUUCCUGUCACGGUCUACGAGUCUUACUACGAGGUCGAUGACGCAAGCAAGAUCACGUCUAAUAGUGGCGAAGACAAGGAGAUGAAAGACGGCGAUGCUACCUUGAAGUUGAAGUUCCGAGUUAUCCCUCACAGCUUCACCACAGACGAGGCUGAGAUGAUCAGCAUGGACUACAUCGCUGGUGGUGCUGGAAACGCUGCUUCCGCUGAGGUCAAGGAGCCGAAGACAGCCUCGGGUCAGGUGGAUGUGAAGGGAAAGCGACGGGCCGCUCCCCAGGACGCUGAGACCUUUCCUACCCCCGAGAACGUCGUGCUUUCCAAGGAGGAUGAGGAGGCUGUGGCUGCCUUGACCGGCAAGAUGAACGCCACCAAGAUGAUGAAGUCGCGUGUCGAUCUAGCCGCAAGCUAUCUCGAGCAGCUCCCUCCCUCAGUGCUCCGCGGCGAGGGUGUUGCAACUGCGGGCGAGGCAAGCGGCCAGCAUACCACACCUUCCCACACCAUCUUACGACAGGUGCAGUCGAUGACUGACCGCCUGAAGCUUCUGGAGCCGUCUGACCUAGAGCAAUUCAACCGAGAGAUGAUGAGCGAGGCGAAUGACGUUCGAUCCAUCGCCAUGCUGGACGAGAUGGCGACCGCCAUCAGCGACAUGCGAGACGUCGGCAAGAAGCACCAUAUCGUGGAGAGUGCGAAGAACCAAAACCGUCGUAUGGCGACUGAGUUUGGCUCAGCAGGUGGAAGCUCUGGCUUUAACCUGCCAGGCGCUGGCGACCUCCUUUAG